AUGGUAAGUAUUUGAUUAUCUUAUUGGAAAUUUAGUUGUUUUUUCUUAUAACUUAUUUUUACUUCUUUUAUGUUGUUCUUACUUUUUUACAAUUGUAAAAUUGAACCCCUUAUUAGUACAAUUGAAUAAGAAAAUGUAGUGUGUUUUUGUAUAUUUUAUAUUUUUUAGGCCGCUGUAGCACAAAAACCCGAAAAGUCGGUGGAGAGCCAAGCCAACCACCGCAUCCGCAUUACUCUCACUUCCCAAAACGUCAAGGCUUUGGAGAAGGGUAAGUUAUAAAUUUUGUUUAUAUAUCUUGAUUUUUAGUGUGCGAGCAACUGAUCUCUCGCGCCAAGAACGAGGAUCUCCAGGUUAAGGGUCCAGUUCGUCUCCCAACCAAAGUUCUCCGUAUCACCACCAGAAAGACCCCUUGCGGUGAAGGUUCCAAGACUUGGGAUCGUUUCCAAGUAAGUUUUUAAAUUCUAAAAGCUAUAUUUUGAAGUUUUUGGUAUUUUCUGCUAAUUUAUAUUAUUUAAAAUUUAGUUUAUGCAAGGUAGAUACUGAAAAGUUUCUUUUUACAUUGCUAUUUGACUGUACUGUUUGUAGUUUUAUUUUGGGAGAUUACUUAUUUAGUUUUACCGAUUAUAUUUAGUUUUGUGAAGUUAUUGAUGUUUUAUGUUUAGAUGCGUAUCCACAAACGCCUUAUCAACUUGCUCAGUCCCAGCGAGGUCCUCUCCAAGAUUACCUCUAUCUCAAUCGAGCCUGGAGUAGAUGUUGAAGUCACCAUCGCCGAUAACUAA
Bursaphelenchus okinawaensis is the source of this 779-nucleotide messenger RNA. Lineage: Eukaryota; Metazoa; Nematoda; Chromadorea; Rhabditida; Aphelenchoididae. The record is from the annotation of a GenBank genome assembly.